Molecule: messenger RNA, 3538 nt
Organism: Alnus glutinosa
Lineage: Eukaryota; Viridiplantae; Streptophyta; Magnoliopsida; Fagales; Betulaceae
Product: protein FAR1-RELATED SEQUENCE 5-like
Exons: 8
Coding region: 369-2366 (665 amino acids)
Biological process (GO): regulation of DNA-templated transcription
Molecular function (GO): zinc ion binding
Source: RefSeq, a predicted model, not a curated record
UUAUCCCGCGUCUCUCUCUCUCCACUAUUUCAAAAAGACAAAAAGCUAGAAAAAAAUUGCCCUUUCAGAUUUGAGAACCUUCUGUGGUCCCCCAUCUCUCUUGGAGGAAAACUUCGCCGGAAAAGUUGCCAUAUUCACCGGAAAAUCUCUCUCGCCGGACUCUCUCACUUUUCGCCGGAAAAGUGGUCCCCAUCUCUCUUGGAGGAAAAUUUUGCCGGAAAAGUUGUCAUAUUCACCGGAAAAUCUCUCUCGCCGGACAGCAGUCACUUUUCGCCGGAAAAGUUGUCCAUUUUCGCAGGCCUGUGUCUUCAAUUAAUCAGCAGGCUUGCCGUUAGGGGGGAAAGGGAGGCCACAUUCUGUUCUCUUAAAUGGACGAUUCAACCAACGAAGGACCUGAAUUUGAGUUGGAUGAUGAGGAUAAUGAGUCACAAUACAAGAUGAUAGAUGUUUCAAAUGAUGACGAUUCAACCGACGAAGAUGGACCUGAAUUUGAGUUGGAUGAUAAGGAGGAUAAUGAGCCACAAUACAAGAUGAUAGAUGAGAAUGAUAAAGUUGAAGAACCUAAAGAAUCAAUGAUGUUUGAUUCGUUGGAAGAAGUGGAAGACUAUUAUAGGAAGUAUGGUCGGCAAGUUGGUUUUGGUGUGGUAAAAAGAACUGGAAAAAAGGGGAAAGAUGGAAGUCCCAAGUACAUAACCCUUACAUGUAUUCGCCAAGGCAAACCAAAAAAAGGCAAAGGUGAUUGUACAAAGGCAGUUCCAAAAAUAAUUAGAACGCAAUGUAAAGCCAGGAUUUGUGCGACCUUGUGUGCUGAUGGAAAGUGGUUUUUGAGUUAUGUUGUGGUGGCGCAUAAUCAUUGUUUAAGCCCAGAAAAAUCAAGGUUUUUUAGAUGUUAUAAGAAUAUAGAUGCUGCGGUGAAAAGAAGGCUUGAGCUAAAUGAUCGGGCCGGAAUACGUUUGAAUAAGAAUUUUAAUUCCUUAGUUGUUGAAAAAGGGGGGUAUGAGCAACUUACUUUUGGAGAGAAAGAUUGUAGGAAUUAUAUUGAAAAGGCAAGAGAGCUUCGUCUUGGCAAAGGAGCUGCUCAAGCACUUCGUGAUUAUUUCAGUAGAAUGCAAAAGCAAAAUGAUGGGUUCUAUUAUGUGAUGGAUGUGGAUGAUGAUAGUAGGUUGCGAAAUGUAUUUUGGGCACAUGCACGAAGUAGGGCAGCAUAUGAAUUCUUUGGGGACGUUAUUACGUUUGACACGACCUAUUUGACCAAUAGAUAUGACAUGCCAUUUGCUCCUUUCGUAGGUGUGAAUCAUCAUGGUCAGUCAAUACUUUUGGGGGCAGGGUUAAUAUCAAAUGAGAAUAUUGAAACAUUUGUUUGGUUGUUUAGUUCUUGGUUAGAGUGCAUGAAUGACAAAGCUCCAAGUGCAAUUAUAACAGAUCAAGAUAGGGCAAUGAAAAAUGCAAUUGCUAUAGUUUUUGCUGAGAGAACUAGACAUAAAUAUUGUUCGUGGCACAUUACGAGAAAACUACCAGAAAAGUUUGCAGCACAUGCUCAAUUCAAUGGCAUUAAGAGUGCAUUUAAUGUUUGUUUGUAUGAUUCUCAAAGUUGUGAUGAAUUCGAAGAAAAUUGGAAAAGUCUACUUGAGACUUAUAAACUUCAGGAAAAUGCAUGGCUUAAUGGGUUAUAUAAUGAGAGGACUUUUUGGGUGCCGGCAUAUAUGAAAGAUACAUUUUGGGCCGGAAUGAAUACUACGCAACGGAGUGAAAGUAUGAAUGCUUUUUUUGAUGGUUAUGUGCACUCACGAACUACAUUGAAGGAAUUCGUUGAUCAAUUUGAUAAUGGUUUGAAGAGAAUGGUUGAGAAAGAGAAAAAAGCUGAUUUCGAUUCGUUUAAUCGCAUGAUUCCAUGUUUUUCUCCCUAUCCUUUAGAGGCGAAAUUUCAAGAUGUGUACAUCAAUGCAAAGUUCAAAGAAAUUCAGGGGGAGUUUAUGAAAGUUGUGGGUUGUAAUAACUCUUGUCUUACAUAUGAAGGUGCAAUUUCUACCUUUCAAGUGAUUGAAGUUGGUGUCAUUAAUAGAAAUAUGAAAGACGUAUCACAUUGCGUUUACUACAAUGAAGAAAAUGAAGAGGAGGUAGAAGUGAAGUGCACUUGUGCAUUGUUUGAAACAAGAGGUAUUUUGUGUAGGCAUGCCAUUUCUGUGCUAUUGUCAAAAAAAGUUGAAACAUUGGCACCAAGAUUUUUUCUUCCGAGAUGGAGGAAGGAUCUAAGGCGAAAAUACACAUUGUUUAAGAGUAGUUACGACAAUUUUGGUGGUAACUCUGAUGAUGAAAGAUAUAACAACUUGUCCAAGAAUUUAGAUGAAUUGGCAUCACUUGGAUAAAAAAGCAAGCACAUUUUCACUACGGCAAUGAAAGGAAUUGAUGUUUUAAAAGAGGAAUGCCGUAAAUUAAGUCUCAUUUCAAUUGCAUCUUCUAGCUGCAAUGAGGUCGUUCAAAGUAAUGAAGAUUCGACGUUGCAAAGUAAUAUUUUGCUUAGUCCUGUUAAGGUUGCACGUAAAGGGAGACCACGGUUUAGCAGAAUGGUGCCAGCAGUUGAACAAGCGGUGAAGAAGAAGUCACAAGUAACAAAUGAGCCAACAAGUGAUAACAAUGCCAAAACAAGUAGACGCAAAAAACAGAUCUCAAAAAAAGCAAAGCAAGAUCAAGUAAACAGAAGUCAAACUCCACUGCCUUCAGUAAUUGAUGAUCAACACGGUCAUUUAGUUCGUACUCAGGUUGAGGUGGCCGUUGAUGUAACAAGGGAGUUAUUAAAAUUGGUACAUGAGCACAAUUUUGAACAAGCUUUCCACAUAGCCCUUUCAAAAUGUGAUUUGUCCAUUGUGUCUUGGCUAUGUUCACAGGUUGAUCUACAAUGGAUAUUGUCUGUAGUUCCUCUUCCUCUAAGCCAAGGAGUACUGCUUUACCUUCUGUGGCAAUUAGCUUGUGAUAUCAACAACAAUCCAUCCCAAAAACUUGCUUGGAUGACAGUUGUGACCAAUGCAAUAAUUCCAACCGAUUCAACGAUUGCAUUGCAUGUGCAACCCAUCUUAUUUCAAGUCUAUAACAUUCUCAGCCAUCAAAGCACGUUGCCCUUACAAGCUGGUGUUGAGCUUUCAAAUAUUCAUUUUUUGAUUAAUGUCAUCAAUUCCAUGAUCAUGACCUCUAAAUAGUUCCAAAGUUAUUAUAUUUGUAUUCCUAUUAUGGUCAGGUUAUGUAAUUUUGUGAAAUAUGCUUACUAUCAUGGUCAUGUAAUUUUUUUGAUUGUAACAUAUUUAAGUUAUUCUCUAGAUGAUUAACUUUUUGUAGAGUUAAAUUCUCGUGGGGGCAUUGAAAACGUAAUAUGAAAGUGUUGAUGGCUAAGUAGUGGAGUUCUUUUGUAAUUAGUUUGAUUUGAACCAUUACACAGGUGAAACGGUUGUCUGAGAGUUUCAAUGCCAUCUUGUAUGUGAUACAUAUUUUGGAGUUGGGCAUGUAUAUUUUGUUUGAAAUUUUAUUGUAUAUUUUGAUGGCUAAG